AGGAGAUCAAUGAAUUAUAAUGAUUGAUUGGCGUCUGCGAUGCCAUUCAAUUUCUUGCGUUUACAUGCAUGGGCACAACCACAAUGUCCAAUGAAUUGGAAAUCCAUGCCCCUGACACCAUAAAAGAUGUCAGCCAUGUACAGCAUGUUGAUUUCGCCUCAGACAGCAAAACCUCCUCCAAGGAGCGUACAGUCAAUUUCUUUCUGCUUCUGACCUGCGCUGCUUUCGGUUCGGCUUCACUGGUGUUCGGUUUCGAUGACAAGAUAAUUUCACCGGUAGCUGCAUUGGCGCCAUUUGUCGACAAAUAUCAAGGGCCUGAGCCACUAACAGGAAAGCUGGUCUUGACGGCUCGUAAUCAAAGCAUUCUAUUCUCCAUCCCUCUAAUAGGCUCCAUCCUGGGCGGUUUGGCUGCCUCUCCGCUGAAUUCAAGGUUGGGUCGGAAGUGCCCCUUGUUAAUUGCCUAUACAAUCUCCAUCGGCGGCAGCUUGCUCCAGGUCCUAGCCCCAAAUCUGGGGGCAUUUGUUUCUGGUCGAUUUAUCAACGGGAUCGCUACAGGGAUUGCCAAUAGCACGGCUCCCUUGUAUCUAGCAGAGGUCGUUCCUGCCUCUAUGAGAGGCAGAAGUGUAUCGCUGAUUAAUAUUCUCACCCUGGUAGCUGGUGUCCUGGGCACCAUCGUGGUGUUGUGCACCCACGACUUGAGGGGCUCGAGUUCGUACCGGAUUCCUUUAACAGUCCAAUGUGUCCUUCCUGCGUUGCUAUUCAUCUGGACCUUGCCUUUGCCCGAGAGCCCGCAAUGGCUUGUUUCUAAAGGCAGGCUGGACGCGGCUCGCAGCAACUUGCGAAGACUGCGCCGCUGCAGUGAACAACGGGUCGACGAGGAGCUUCGAGAUAUGGAACUUUCCGAAGGACACGCUUCUGAUGUGAACGUGUCCUUCAUGGAAAUAUUCUCGAAAAAGCACCUUCAGCGCACUUUGACUGCCGGGUCUUUUUACUCUCUGAACCAGGUUUCAGGCAUCAUUCUUUCAACAACAUAUAGCACGGUCUUCCUGUCCGGGAUUGGAAUCGGAGACCCAUUCACAUUAACUGUGAUAGCUUCUUGUUGCACUCUUGCGGGUACAAUCGCUGCGCCGUUCAUGUUGGACCGGGCUGGCCGCCGCCCUACCGCGUUAGCGGGCAUGAGCAUCCUCUUCAUCAUCGACCUUGCGGCUGGUGGUCUGGCGUUCAACAAGGGGAACCGCCAUUCAGCCAUAGCAAUUGCGGCCUUGUCCUUUGCGUUCAACUUCUUCUGGGCCUCCUCCUUCUCCCCAAUAUCGACGCUGCUGCCUUCGGAGAUGGCUACUCCUAAGCUUCGUCACCACACCAUGGCAUAUACAAUCGCCUGCGCCCAGACCACCGCAGUGAUCACGACUCUGGUGGUGCCCCAGCUAACAGCACCCGAUGCAGCAAAUCUGGGGCCAAAAACUUAUCUUGUUUUUGCCGGCUGCAUGGCGUGUAUCCUGAUCUUUGCCUAUCUUUGCAUCCCAGAGACCAAAGGCCGCACAUUCGUGGAAAUUGACGCAAUGUAUAAUGCCAAUAUUCCUGCACGGAAAUGGAGGCAGUAUUGGCACUCGCUCGAAAAGGCCACUGGCUCUGAUUCCCAAGGCUCCACAAAGCCUCCAUAGCGGCAGCUUGAAGAGAAAGCCGACUUAACCAGCGGGUGCUGUCAUCGGUGUAGGAAAUAUGAAGCUGUAACACUUAUUUUCUAUGGCGCUGUAUUUUAUAGUACACUAUAGUCUGGCUGUUUUCAGUAUCAGGGCGUGGUGUUUCUAUUGUACCAAAGAGUGCGCUUAGACCAAACCAAAAAGAUAGGGUAACAGUUUC
Messenger RNA from Aspergillus costaricaensis CBS 115574, 1860 nucleotides. Its product is annotated as sugar transporter. Gene Ontology annotation, cellular component: membrane. The transcript is spliced from 3 exons. The record is from RefSeq and is a predicted model, not a curated record. NCBI's taxonomy places the organism in Eukaryota, Fungi, Ascomycota, Eurotiomycetes, Eurotiales, Aspergillaceae. The coding region runs from base 69 to 1661 and encodes 530 amino acids. Gene Ontology annotation, molecular function: carbohydrate:proton symporter activity. Gene Ontology annotation, biological process: carbohydrate transport; transmembrane transport.